This is a messenger RNA of Plectropomus leopardus (leopard coralgrouper), 1935 nucleotides long. It is a transcript of the gene pepd, whose product is annotated as peptidase D. The record is from RefSeq and is a predicted model, not a curated record. Gene Ontology annotation, molecular function: metalloaminopeptidase activity; manganese ion binding. NCBI's taxonomy places the organism in Eukaryota, Metazoa, Chordata, Actinopteri, Perciformes, Serranidae.
CUCUGGACCAGUACAUCAACAUGGCUGCAGCACCACAACCUACCUACUGGCUGGGUAACGAGACCCUGAGGGUGUCUGCUGCUCUGUUUGCAGAGAAUCGUCAACGACUUUGCAGAGGGCUAAAAGACAAAGACGGAGUGGUGCCGCAGUCAGUGGUGGUGCUGCAGGGUGGAGAGCAGAAGCAGAGGUACUGCACGGACACAGACCUCCUUUUCAGACAGGAGUCUUUCUUCCACUGGGCUUUUGGAGUAACCGAGCCUGACUGUUAUGGAGCCAUUGAUGUGGACUCUGGGAAAUCCAUCCUUUUUGUUCCCAAACUGCCUGAAAGCUAUGCUACUUGGAUGGGAGAGAUCUAUUCGAAAGAACACUUCAAGGAGAAGUAUGCUGUGGAUGAGGUGCAAUACACCUGUGAUAUUGUUGAUGUCCUGUCCAACCUGAGACCAGCAGUGCUGCUAACACUGCGAGGUCAGAAUACAGAUAGCGGGAGCAUCUGCCGUGAAGCCUCCUUUGAAGGAAUUAGUCGCUUCCAAGUGAACAACACUCUUUUACACCCGGUCAUUGUGGAAUGCCGUCUGCUUAAGACCGAUAUGGAGCUGGAGGUCCUCCGCUACACCAACAGGAUUUCCAGUGAAGCCCAUAAAAUGGUCAUGAAGCAUGUGAAACCUGGACAGAAAGAAUAUGAAAUGGAGAGCCUGUUCCAGCACUACUGCUACACUAAGGGAGGAAUGCGUCACACCUCAUACACCUGCAUCUGUGGAACGGGCAAUAAUGCUUCGGUUCUCCACUACGGCCAUGCUGGUGCUCCAAAUGAAAAGACAAUCCUGGAUGGAGACAUGUGUCUGUUCGACAUGGGUGGAGAGUACUACUGCUACUCCUCAGACAUCACCUGCUCCUUCCCAGCCAACGGCAAGUUCACCCCAGACCAAAGGGCCAUCUACGAGGCUGUCCUCAAAUCCUCCCGAGCUGUCAUGGCAGCCAUCAAACCAGGUGUGAAGUGGACCGACAUGCACCGCAUGGCUGACAAGGUUCACCUGGAGGAGCUUGUGAAGACUGGCCUGAAUGGUAAUGUGGAGGACAUGAUGAAGGUCCACCUGGGCUCCGUCUUCAUGCCCCACGGCCUGGGACACCUGCUGGGCAUCGACGUACACGACGUGGGAGGAUACCCUGAGGGGGUGGAGCGUGUCAACGAGCCUGGACUGAGGAGUCUCCGGAUGGGCCGCCUGGUGCAGGAGAGGAUGGUUCUCACCGUGGAGCCUGGCAUAUACUUCAUCAACCACCUGCUGGACCAAGCCCUGGCCAACCCGGCCCAGAGCUGCUUCAUCAACAACCAAGUGCUGGCUCGCUUCCGCGGCUCUGGAGGGGUUCGCAUUGAAGAUGACAUCGCAGUGACAGCUGACGGCAUCGAGCUGCUUACCUGCGUCCCUCGCACUGUGGAGGAGAUCGAGGCUUUCAUGACCGACUCUGCGAAAUCCUUCAGCCCUGUUGUCAACAGUGAGAAAUUCUGAAUAAUGUCUUACGGUAAAAAGCUGUAUGCUGCAAUGUCAUUAAUUACUGCAGUUAAACAACAAAUAAUAUUCUGCCGUGAAACUCAAGUUAUCACUUUCACUCUCAUAUCUCACUAACAGAACAGAUACACAAUCAAGAUUAUUAUUAAGCUGUAGAAUUAACACAUGAUAAACCAGAAAAACACAACCAGUUUCAUACAGAAUUUUGAAGCUUAUAAAGCUUUCAAAUUAUUUUAAAAAUGAUGAUGUUUGCACUCACUUGAGGGAACAAACUCCACCUUAAAACAUUAAAAGUGUUCAUUUUUGUGCCUCUUGGACAAAGAAAUUCAUUUUUUUAAGAAAAACCUAUUCUUCUAUGUUCCCUUUUUGUAAACAAUGAUUCACAAAAUACUGUGAAGUUAUUAUAUAAAUAAACAUUUUUAAUUUGCAA